AUGCAUCCUAUGAAUAAAUUGAUAGCUGUGGCAAUAGACAAGGAUAGAGGAAGCCAAAAUGCUCUGAAAUGGACUGUUGAUAAUCUUCUUGUGAGAGGCCAAACCAUUCUUCUAGUUCAUGUCAAAGCAAAGCUGCAUGGGUCCUCCUUCUCUUCCUCAUCUGUUGCUCUUCCAAGACCAAACCAAGUUACUAAUAGUAGCGAUGAAUAUGGCAUGUAUGGUAGAGAUUAUGAUGUAGAAACAAAAGAUAUUUUUCUUCCUUUUCGUGUUUUCUGUACACGCAAAGAUAUACAUUGUCAAGAUGUCAUAUUAGAAGAUACAGAUGUAGUUAGAGCACUACUCGAAUAUGUAAGCAGAAUAGGGGUGGAUGUUUUAGUACUUGGUGCAGCAGCAAAAGGAUACCUUUUCAGAUUUAAAGCAAGAGAUAUUCCUGCAAGUGUGUUAAAAGGAGUUCCAGAUUUUUGUAGCGUAUAUAUCAUCUCUAAAGGAAAGAUUGUUGCUACUCGAUCUGCUUCUUGUUCUGCUCCGGUCAACCACCCACUUCGCCAGCAAAUGUUGGAUCAAGCAAGUUCUCAACUCUCAAGCACAAGACAAGCAUCAGAACCAUCUUCACGUAAUAUAAAAACUGAUUCUACCACAAUGAAGUCACCCUUCACUCAUAGGAAAGGGCCCAAUGGAAAACCAUAUGAGCUCUCAUCCCCUGACACAGACAUAUCAUUUGUUAGUUCUGGUAGGCCUAGUAUUGAUAAUACAUUUCCAUCAUUCGCUGAUAGCAUUAAUAGUGGUCCAACCCCUCCUCGUAUUUCGGGCUUCUCUGAAAUGGAGAAUCGGAGUUUCGAAUCCUUGCACUUUGGUCGUAGAUCAGUGGAUAUCAUUACUUCACCAGAAUUUUCAUCUGUCUUUGGUGACAAUGACGCAUCUAUGGCACAAGCAACGGAUGAUAUGGAAGUAGAAAUGAGAAGGUUGAAGUUAGAGCUUAAGCAAACCAUGGAAAUGUAUAGUACAGCCUGUAAAGAAGCACUCUCAGCAAAACAGAAGGCAAUGGAGCUUCAUCGUUGGAAAAUGGAAGAACAGCAAAGACUAGAGGAGGCACGACUAGCCGAAGAAACUGCAUUGGCACUUGCAGAAAAGGAAAAAACUAAGUCUGGUGUAGUUGCAGAGCAUGCUGAGGCAGCUCAGAGGAUUGCAGAACUUGAAACUCAAAAGAGAAUCAAUGCAGAAAUGAAAACACUCAAAGAAAUGGAGGAGAACAACAAACUAUUCAAUAGAUUAGUACAAUCAAAUAUUAGGUAUAGAGUAUAUACAAUAGACGAAAUUGAAAUUGCCACACAAUAUUUUGACAAGUCUCUUAAAAUUGGAGAAGGAGGUUAUGGACCAGUUUACAAGUGUUACUUGGACCAUACUCCUGUUGCAGUCAAGGUCCUUCGCCCUGAUGCUGCUCAUGGAAGAUCACAGUUUCAGCAAGAGGUUGAAGUAUUAAGUUGCAUACGACAUCCAAAUAUGGUGCUUCUUUUAGGAGCUUGUCCUGAAUAUGGUUGCUUAGUUUAUGAGUACAUGUCAAAUGGAAGUUUAGAGGACCGAUUGUUUCGAAGAGGGAACACCCCAGCACUUCCCUGGCAACAUAGGUUCAGAAUUGCAGCUGAAAUUACUAUUGGCCUUCUUUUCCUCCACCAGACCAAGCCAGAGCCAUUAGUCCACCGUGAUCUUAAGCCUGCCAAUAUCCUACUUGAUCGCAACUAUGUUAGUAAAAUAAGCGAUGUGGGUUUAGCGAGACUUGUGCCUCCAUCUGUGGCAAAUAGUGUCACUCAAUAUCGAAUGACAUCCACUGCCGGAACUUUCUGUUACAUAGAUCCCGAAUAUCAACAAACAGGCAUGCUUGGUGUAAAAUCUGAUAUAUAUUCCCUAGGGAUCAUAUUUUUACAGAUAUUAACUGGAAAACCACCAAUGGGUUUGACUCACCAAGUUGAGAGGGCGAUUGAAAAGGGCACCUUUACUGAGAUGGUAGAUCCAGCUAUUCCUGAUUGGCCUAUUGAGGAAGCUUUUAACUUGGCUAAGAUAGCACUUAAGUGCUCUGAGUUAAGAAGGAAAGAUAGACCAGAUCUUGGCAAGGUUGUGAUGCCAGAAUUAGAGAGACUAAGAGCAUUUGGUGAAGAAAAAAUGUCCUUUUCACUUACAUAUAGUUCAGGUCAAUCGCCCAUGCAAAGCCAAGUUUCCCUAUCUAAGGAUGAACUGAGUUAUCCACCAACUGAACAAUGUAGCUUUGAAAGCUCUAAAAACCAACCAUUUCAAAGUGCCUAG
Messenger RNA from Coffea eugenioides, 2298 nucleotides. Its product is annotated as U-box domain-containing protein 35-like. The transcript has 10 exons. Gene Ontology annotation, molecular function: protein kinase activity; ATP binding. Gene Ontology annotation, biological process: protein phosphorylation. Bases 1 to 2298 code for a protein of 765 amino acids. The record is from RefSeq and is a predicted model, not a curated record. NCBI's taxonomy places the organism in Eukaryota, Viridiplantae, Streptophyta, Magnoliopsida, Gentianales, Rubiaceae.